Molecule: messenger RNA, 3369 nt
Organism: Closterium sp. Yama58-4
Lineage: Eukaryota; Viridiplantae; Streptophyta; Zygnematophyceae; Desmidiales; Closteriaceae
Source: the annotation of a GenBank genome assembly
AUGGGGCUUUUUUUCCCCCCAGCCAAGGCGGAAAGUGGCGGAACUCUGGGCGGUUUUGCCGGAGGGGGAGGGGUUGGCGGAGCAUUGGGCGGAGCGGAUGGGGGGGUGGGCGGAAGGUUUGAGAUAGUGGGGGAGCUGACAGGGGGGCUGGCGGCGGUGGUGUGGGCGCCAGACGAGGAGGAGGUGGCGGUGGUAACUGGGGCAGGGCGAUUGCUCACCAUGACCAGCGACUGGCAGGUGCUGAUGGAAGUGCCUCUGGAGCAACGCGAGCCACACGCUACAGCUGCUGAGGGGCUCUCAGCCAACCAGCAGCUGCCACCUGGCACGUACGGCCCAGGUGAGGUGUCGCUGAGCUGGCGCGGGGAUGGAAAGUUCUUCGUAUACCACCGCUGCAACUACAAGUGGUACUUGAAGCAUGAGCGCCGCACCAACAAGACCCACCCCAACCUAUCUCCACCUUCUCUCCGCCUCCUACCUUCUUUCCUCUGGCACCCCGAAUCCCCCUCCUCCGCCCUCGCCUUCUCCCCCCUCGGGAUCAUCUCGGCCGUUGAUUUCAUCUGGACGGCUGGCGCUCUCGCACCCGGCAAUCCCACCGUUGCUGUGAUCGACGGCCAGGAUUUGAGGAUCUCGUCGCUGCUGCUGCACGGGGGGAAUGGGGGCGCUGGGGGAGGGGGGAAUGGUGGGGGCGGGGGGGGAAGGGGGGGGUUGCUUCCCCCCCCAUAUUGCCAUAAGGUAGAGACGUUUCCUGCUGCUGUGGUGGCGGUGGCGGGUGCUGAGCUGGCAGGUGGUGGUGUGGCGGGGUUUGAUUGGUGGGAGGAGAACAGCAAUGCGGUUGGAGUUGAGAGUGGUACGGAGGGAUGUGGAGCAGUCCAAAAGGGUAAGAAGGGUGGAGUUGAGAUAGUGGGAGCAGUGCUUUCGAAUGGUGAUGUCGGGGUGGUGGUGAGACCAGAGGGGUGUGAAUGGGUGGAUGAGGAUGAGGAGGAAGAGGAUGAAGAGGAAGAGGAAGGGGAAGGAGAGGAAGAGGAGUAUGAUGGCGAGGGGGAUUUUCCGCAGAUCAAACGUUUUAUAGCUACUCUAGACAGCAACAACAGCAGCACUGCUAUCAGCAGCACCACCACUAACAGCACCAGCGCCACCGGAACCGUCGUCACCAUCACACGGGGCGACAUUGCUCGCAUGCAUCACGCUGCGUGGCUCUCCCCCAACCGCCUGGUGGGAGUCAUUGCCGCCACACCCAAGGAUGGCGGAAACUUAGAGCAGGGUGCAUCCGGGCAGGCACUAUCUGAGCCGGCUGGUUCUGUUGACUCGGUUGACUUUGCUGACCUGGUGUUGGAGCUUGAGUUGUGUCGAGAGAAGGGGGGAGGAGAGGGGAGUGUGGAGGGGGUGAUGCAGAGAGCAGUGAUGAGUGUGGUGGGGAUGGUGGGUCUGAAACAGAAGGUUGUGGGCGCUUCUGUUGCGCUCCCAGGUGCACUCCCAGGCAGGGUGUCGGAGGAGGGGACGAGGGCGGGAGUGGGCGGGCCGGCCGGCAGCAGAAAAGGACAAAAGGGGAAGGCGCCGUCAUCAUUGCUGUCUUGUCCUUUGUGGGAAGGGGGAGCGGUGCUGGUGGCAGGGCUUGGGCGGCUGAGAGUGGGAGGAGAGGAGGUGGAGGAAGAGAGGGAGGGAGAGGGGGAGGGGGAUGAAGAGGGGGAGGGGGAGCCAGCAGUGGUUCUCCAGGCGACACGUGGCAGUCUGGAAUCGGUCUACCACCGCGCGCUCGUGCUCCGGGCGGCGGGGCUGCUGCUGAGUCAGCGCCGCUUCCGGGCGGCUGCUGAGCUGGCGCGCCGGCACAGGCUGGACCCUAACGUGCUUGUGGAUUUCGGUGGGUGGAAAUCCUUUGCUGGAGUGGGCGUGGCGACUACUGGGGCACAGAGUGAAAUGGGCGUUAGUGGAGAGCAGAGAGAGCAGAGUGAAGCGGCCUCUACUGAUUUGCAUCUGGGUAUGGUGAGCAGUGGAGCGAGGGAGUUUGUGCGGCAGGUGGGGGAGAGGGGCCUGCGGCAUGUGAGUGAGGUGAUCUAUGGUCUGAGAGAGGAGGAUGUGGCGGUGAGAGGAGGGCUGUAUGCUAUCGCCUCUCAUCCCUCCCUCUCAUCCUCCUCCUCUUCCCCUUCCUCCCCUUCCUCCUUGCCGGAUUCCUCGUCUGUUUCCCUCGCUGCGUCUUCCACACCUACCCUUGCUUCGGUCCGAACCUCCAUUCUCAACCAAUGGGCAGAGCACCUCUUUUCCCGAGCCUCCGAGGCUUCGCUUCCCGAAGCUGCGCUGCUCUUCACCGCAGCUAACAACUUGCCUCGGGCGCUCCAGGCCUACCGCCAAGCUGGGCAGUGGCGCAAGGCUCUUACCACAGCAGCCAGGCUCGGACUCCCCGAGCCUGAGGUUCGGAAACUCGCGCAGGAGCUUCGGGAGGAGCUGGUAGAGGUUGGGAGGAGGGCCGAAGCCGGGCGGCUGGCGAUUGAGUACGAGGGGGAUUUGGGCUGCGGCAUUCGUCUUUUAGUGGAGGCGCAUUGCUGGGAGCAGGCAGCAGAGGAGGCGGGGAGGUGUGGACAGGUGGCGCUUCUUGAUUCGCUGAUUGUUCCAGCAGCAGUGGAUGCAGCAAGGGGCAUGCUAACAGACAUGGAUGAAACACAGGGGAAAAUCACAGCCUAUGUUCGCCGGUUCGGUGCAGUGCGGUGCAAAAGGGUGCAGAUGGAGGAGAAGCUGAGGGCCGAGAGGGAGCAGAGGGAGGAGGUGGAGAGGCAGAGGAGGAGGGAGGAGUAUGGGGAGGAGUAUGGAGGAGGGGGCAUGGGGAUGGAUGAGGCAUCAGAAACGGCAUCUAUGGCAUCGAGUGAUGUGGGGAGCAUGGCUAGUGGCGUCACUGGCUUGAGUGCCUAUACUGCAGGCUCUUCCUCCCGAGUGAGCACAGCCAGUGGGUGGACUGCCACCAGCAAGAAGACGAGCGGCAGGGCGGCCAGGAGAAAACAACAGAAGGCCGACAAGGGGAGGAGGAUCCGCGCUGGCAGUCCUGACGAGGAGCAAGCAUUGGUCGAGCACAUUCGGAUGCUCGGUCCUUCCUCCCAAACCUUGGAGGAGGUUCGGCAUCUGCUGGAGCUGCUGACAGGCUCGGGGCAUGAGCCUUUGGCUCGGCGGCUACAGGCGCGGGUGGGAGCUUUGAUUGACACUCAUACGGCAGCUGUUGCGGAGGUUGAAGCAGCUGUUAAAGAGGAUAGAAUGAAGGCAGCAGCAGGAGUUGAAGGGGUUGUGCAUUCUAAUGCUGCUAGCGAUGCAACAUCGGGAGUGGGUUUGGCUUCUGCUACAAAGCAAGACGUGAAAUGGAAGUGGGAGGUCUUAGAGGGCAUUUAA